GGAGAAGAAGCAACAAGAAAUGGUCCCCUUGUUAUUUCCAUAGUGGGCGCGGGAGGGAUUGGAAAAACUACACUUGCUCAAUUAGUGUAUGGGGAUCAACAGAUAAAGACUCAUUUUGAUGAAAGGGUGUGGGUUUGUGUUUCACACCCUUUCGACCAGAUCAAGAUUGCAAAAGCCAUUGUUGAGUCAACCACUGAGAGCUCCGCAAAUCUGUCUGAACUGGAAGUGUUACUGAAAAAAAUACAAAAGACUUUAUCUGAGAAAAGGUUCCUACUUGUGUUGGAUGAUGUGUGGACAGAGGAGGAUGCAAAGUGGGAGCCAUUUAAGAACUGCUUCAAGGAUCUUAUUAAGAACUGCCGCAAGGAUCUUAGUAAGAAAUGCUCUGGGAGUAGAAUCUUGGUGACCUCAAGGAGUGAGAGAGUUGCAAGAAUGAUGGGAAGUGUGUAUCUGCAUCGGGUGAAGCUCAUAUCCGACUCAGAUGCUUGGUUGUUGCUUAGCAGGAUGGCAAUUGAAAGCAGGGAGAAGGCUGCUUAUUCUGAGAAACUGAAAGAUAUUGGUCAGAAAAUUGCUCAAAGGUGCAGAGGAUUGCCACUUGCUGUUAAGGUCAUGGGAAGCCUGCUACGUUUGAAAGACACUGAAGAGGAAUGGCAAAAUGUUUUAUCUAAUCUGGACAUUAAAUUUUGGAAUUUGGAGAAAGUGGAAACAGAUCUCUUUCCUCAUUUGUAUCUAAGCUAUGAUGAUUUAACCCCACAGAUGAAGCGAUGUUUCUCAUAUUGUGCUGUCUUUCCCAAGGAUUAUGAAAUACAUGUAGAUGAGCUCAUAAGAAUUUGGAUGGCACAAGGUUAUCUCACAACAACAAAUUGCACUGAUCAUAAUCAGAUGGAACAACAAGGCCGUGAGGUUUUUGGGAAUUUAGCAAUGCGUUCUUUGUUCCAAGAUUUUGGGAAACAUUACAUGGAUUCCAACAUUAUUAUAUCUUGCAAAAUGCAUGACAUAGUGCAUGAUUUUGCCGAGUUUCUUACCAAAAAUGAAUGCUACAGUGUUGUUUGGCAGGAGGAUAAGCUGAAGAUUGAAAAUCUACGUCAUCUAUCAUGGCAGAAAAUUGGAAGGCCUAUGGAUCUUGCUUCCAUUUGUAAUGUCCGUGGAAAACUUCGCAGCCUUUUUGCUAGAUACCUUUCUCCUGAACAACUUACUCCAAAUAUGUUCAAUGGUCUAAAAUCUGUGAGAGUAUUGGAAUUGCAUGGUUGUAUGUUAUCAAAACUCCCAAAGGAGAUAGGAAAUUUGAUUCAUCUAAGGUACAUUGAUUUACGUUCAAGUAAAAUAGGCGGAUUACCAGAUGCAAUUUGCUCUUUGGAUAACUUGCAAACUCUAAAUCUUGCAGGAUGUAAGUGUCUUUCUAGACUUCCUAAAAGGAUUGGAUAUUUGCAUCAGUUAAGGUUGAUUGAUUUAAGUUGGAGCAAUGUAGAGGAGUUGCCUGAUUCAAUUUGCACUUUGGAUAACUUGAAAACUCUAAAUCUUGCAGGAUGUCAGUGUCUUUCUAGACUACCUCAACAGAUUGGAAAUUUGCAUCACCUAAGGGAGAUUGAUAUAAGUUUGAGCAAAGUAGAGGAUUUACCUGAUUCAAUUUGCUCUUUGGAUAACUUACAAACUCUAGAUCUUAGCGGAUGUAAGUGUCUUUCUAGACUUCCUGAAGGGAUUGAAAAUUUGCAUCAGUUAAGAUCGAUUGAUUUAAGUAGGAGCAAAGUUGAGGAGUUACCUGAUUCAAUUUGCUCUUUGGAUAGCUUGGAAAUUCUAAACCUUGUAGGAUGUGAGUGUCUUUCUAGACUUCCUGAAGAGAUUGGAAAUUUGCAUCACCUAAGCGAGAUUGAUUGUAGUUGGAGCAAAUUAGAGGAGUUACCUGAUUCAAUUUGUUUUUUGGAUAACUUGCAAACUUUAGAUCUUAGAGGAUGUAAGUGUCUUUCUAGACUUCCCGAAGGGAUUGGAAAUUUGCAUAAGUUAAGAUUGAUUGAUUUAAGGGAGUGCAAAGUAGAAGUGUUGCCUGAUUCAAUUUACUCUUUGAAGGACUUGGAAAUUCGACGAUGGGACCUGAAUUGAAGAUUGGCAAAUUGGGAAAUCAGUAAACUUGAGGAUCAGAUUAUUGUGUAGGGUGGGGAUGAUGCAUGCCUGCCUCGUCAAGGCUGAAGGUAAGGUGCAGGUAAUAACUCAUCUGCAACUUUGUACGUAGUUGAAGUGUUUGAGUGAGUGUUGUGAGCAGAUGGAGAUCUGGAUAGAUAGAUGGGGAAGUUGAAGUUAGUAACAGCAAGUGGAGGGGAGGUGUGAAUUAUCCAUUGAAUUGAAGGAUCCAAUCCAAUCUUCUAAAAGGUGUAUUACAUACAACUCAUCACUCCAUCUUUGUUUGAGGAGGCAGCAAAAACCACUGCCACUGCCACUAAACACACACAUUGGUGGAGGAGGCACCCACUAAACACUGCCCUUAUAUGAUGCAAACUUCCACUGUACGCUUUCCAUACUUCCUUCGGCUCAAACUCUCUAACGCCGUCCUCGACGCGUUCCAGAAACCUCGGAGUCCAUAGCCAAACAUACGAAGUUGGAGAAGAUGGCCCGCGAACGGCGAGCGAACACUUCACCGGACAGAUUGGGAUGAGGGAUGUGAUGAACAUGAGGCUACUUGAGAACCCCCAGAGCCAGAGCCACAAUCCACAACUCCUAACCGGCCUAAGAAGAUUUCACACACGAUCUACAACUCGGGAGUUUGUUCAUGCAAUGAGCGAAUUUAAUGCCCGGCAGCGAUUGGCAGUGAAGGCCAUUGGAUUUUAAACCAACUAGACCCUAACAUAAAUGAGGAAUUAUUUUGCAAUGGGAGGAUCGCACUUUUGUCGGAUUUCCUAUCUUUACAGUACAACACAGAAGUGCGAGUAGGUGUCAUUGAUGCAUGGUGUUGUGUACUUGUGUCCUAAAUGACAGGGAGAAAAUGAAAAAGAGGGACAGCCCUAGUCGGUUUUUUGCUUCUACCUAUACAGCGCUCCACACAAUGGUUUCCCCCAACGCCGCCAAGGCAGAAGGAUUGAGUGGUUCAUUGAUCGGUUGGAAGCAUCUCUCAAGCUUGCACCAAACUUGAACUGUGCAACCUUGGACAUGUUCUUCUUGCAGAAACGGUUCUGAUGAUUUAAUUUCCAGAGUUGGUCUCCGAUUUUGUGCACCUCAGUGUUUACAAAAAAUUGUUUUUUGAUCCUGAGAUUGUACUAUAUCGCAGAUUGGCCCAUGGAGGAAUCUCGUGGAGGUUGCCAUUGCGCUACAUUGACAAUUGCUAUCAACUAGUUCUCCAUAUGUGACUGACUUGAAGACAUUGGCCCCUAUGAGAAUGGGAUACUCCAACAUAAACAAAUACGGAGUAGUAUAUAUUACACUUUGAAUUCAUUAAAGUAAAUUACAUUUUCUUUUUAAUUUACUUUAU
This is a messenger RNA of Ipomoea nil (Japanese morning glory), 3454 nucleotides long. Its product is annotated as putative disease resistance RPP13-like protein 1. The annotation marks the transcript as partial. Gene Ontology annotation, molecular function: protein binding; ADP binding. Gene Ontology annotation, biological process: defense response to fungus. NCBI's taxonomy places the organism in Eukaryota, Viridiplantae, Streptophyta, Magnoliopsida, Solanales, Convolvulaceae. The transcript is spliced from 9 exons. The record is from RefSeq and is a predicted model, not a curated record.